AUGCAACAGAAGCUCAAUUUUCAGACAACACAGGACGAAGAAGUGGUUGUUGAUCAAACCUUCACAGGAUAUACGUCGGAUGAGAAUCGCUCUGUUUCGGAACAGUCUAUUGCAGAACAACCCUUUCAUUUACGUCUACUCUUUCAAAACGAUUGGCUCAGCGAAGACAGCUCCUCGACAAGCCAGGCCACAGAGGGCUACGAGGCGACAAACACUUCCCAUCUGUCAAGUAUUGCAAGAAAAUCGCUGCAGAAAUUGAUUCCUUCGAAAGAUGAUAUAUCCGUCUACACCAGUUCAGCUUCGGAAUGGCUUACUUUGCUUCAUUCCUUUUUCCCAUUGCCAUCCGACGUGAAAUUUGGAGAGGAUAUGAUUGCCUGUUACGAGGAGAUGCACUGUCCAGAUGUGGACACCAUAAGGCUUGCGUCCUGGUUACUUACCGUUGCUCUAAUGGUCGAGCAGCUACCACCAAAGAAUCAAACCAUGGAAUCUUGGCUUGAUAAACGAGAACGCCAAAAAUCGCUCACCAAGGCUGUAUCUGCGACAGUGGAAAAUAAGAUCCUGAUUCAUGAUGCCUUGACGAGCUCAGUCCAUGGACUUUCCGUUUUCAUGCUGUGUAUCAGGCUUGAAAUCGGCCGAGGAAACAUCCAUAAAGCAUGGGUAAAAUUGCGACAAACGAUUGCGAUCGCAGAGCUGAUGGGACUUCACAAUGUGGUUCAGGUUUCUCAACUUCAGAUGACUACUGAGGUUGUUGAUGAGCAGCAAAUUAGCAAAGUUCGACUAUGGGAUCUGAUAUGUGCCGCGGACAAACUUCUGGGAAUGAUGUUGAAUCUCUCCCCAAUCACCAGUUCUCAUAGACAAGGAACGACCGAUUCUGUAUCGAUUAACGGUGUCGUGCAAAAUGAUGUGUAUCUCUGUCGGCUGACGAAUAUCGCGAACAAGGUUCAAGAUCUGGAUCAUUUCAACAUAUUCAAUGGACCGAGGACGGAAGCCUGCACACUUGCUAUGGAGCUAUCCAGAGAACUCAACACACUCGGCUCUCAAACCCCAGCGGCCUGGUGGUCAGGAGGGAUGUAUGAUACAAACAACUUUCAUCCUGACCACAUAGUGCAGUUCUUGCAUUAUUAUAUCGCCAUGAGGAUUCAUCUGCCAUUGACUUUGCGGCAGUGCCAAGGCGGCGAGAAUCUCUUAAAUCGCUUGGCCUGCGUUGACGCAUGUAUGUCAAUAUUGCAGCGAUAUCAAAUUUUAAAUCGGAGACUUCCUCCGGGCCUCUUUCUAUCCGAGAUGUUGGACCUGCAGGCGUUCUCUGCGGCAAUUACCCUUCUUCUCAUAUCUCACACCUCAUCCGUUUGCCCCAUGGAUGUGGGUGUCGACAUGGGUGUCGACAGGAUAAAGAUCAGGAAUGAGGUGGAACAAGUCAUUAAACUACUACAUAAAAAAUCCGACGGCCCUCAUGGCUACGGGUUUGCUUAUAAUGGUUUCACCACACUUCGUUCGCUCAAUGAUCUGCUCCAGGGAACUGAAAAUGACCUCAACCGACGCAAAAUAGCCUUUCAUGCUCCACUCCUCGGGAAAGUUCAGGUCAGACGCAACGAGCAUUCUUUUCAAGAGGGUACCUACUGGCCGUCGCAAAUUUUGUCAGCGCUCGGUUUUUGCAACGCAGAAAUGCCAAUCCCCGAUCUGAACAUGGUCACCGAUACGUCAAUGCAGCCCUGUCUCCAUGACGAGAAUGAGCAAUGGGAUAGAAUUACGCGUUCUACCGAAGACAUGUUUCGUGGGUUAUUGUAA
Molecule: messenger RNA, 1785 nt
Organism: Penicillium manginii
Lineage: Eukaryota; Fungi; Ascomycota; Eurotiomycetes; Eurotiales; Aspergillaceae
Product: fungal specific transcription factor domain-containing protein
Exons: 2
Coding region: 1-1785 (594 amino acids)
Source: RefSeq, a predicted model, not a curated record